UGACCCCCGCUCGACUCCAAUAACAUCUAUAAAAGGGCACAAAGAACCGGUGGGAUGCAUCAGUCUUUUACAUAUUCAGUUCUGUGCUAUAGAAUUGAAAGCUAAUCUCUUCUGUGCCUUACUUUGAUAUCUUGAAAACUUCUAAAAAGAAAGGAAAUGGCUCCAAUUAGAGGCCAAAUGCCAACUGGUAAUUACGUCCCAGUCUAUGUAAUGCUUCAGCUGGGAGUGGUAACUGCUGAAAACACCUUUCCAAACAAAGAAAAUUUGGAAGGUCAGCUGAAGAAGCUGAAAAGCGGCGGGUGCGAUGGAAUCAUGGUGGACGUGUGGUGGGGAAUCAUCGAGGCCAAAGCUCCAAAGCAGUACGAAUGGGGUGCCUACAGGGAACUCUUCCAGCUGGUCAAGCAAUGCGGACUCAAAAUCCAGGCCAUCAUGUCCUUCCACCAGUGCGGCGGCAACGUCGGCGACGACGUCCUCAUUCCCCUGCCGUCGUGGGUGCUCGCCGUCGGAGACCAAAACCCCGACAUCUUCUACACCAAUAAAUCCGGCAACCGCAACCGCGAGUACCUCUCUCUCGGCGUUGAUAACGAAGCCCUCUUCCAUGGUCGUACCGCUGUCCAGAUGUAUAGAGACUACAUGGAGAGCUUCAGAGACAACAUGGUUGACUUUUUGGAGGGGGGAGACAUUGUAGACAUUGAGGUUGGCUGUGGUGCUGCUGGAGAGCUCAGAUAUCCCUCCUAUCCAGAGACUCAAGGAUGGGUCUUCCCUGGCAUUGGAGAAUUUCAGUGCUACGACAAAUACCUGGUAGCAGACUGGAAGAAGGCUAACGAGGAGGGCGGGCAUGCGGAUUGGGAGAUGCCGCAUAACGCCGGAACUUACAAUGACAGGCCGGAAAAAACCGGCUUCUUCCAACCCAACGGCACUUACGUCUCCGAUUUCGGCAAGUUCUUCUUGACCUGGUACUCCAACAACCUCAUCGCCCACGGCGAUCGGAUCAUCGGAGAAGCCAACAAGGUGUUUGUCGGAUAUAGUGUCAACAUUGCUGCCAAAGUUUCAGGAAUCCAUUGGUGGUACAAAGACUCUAGCCAUGCAGCUGAGCUAACAGCUGGAUAUUACAACCUUGAGGGACGGGACGGAUACCGGACCAUAGCGAGGAUGCUAGCUCGCCAUCAUGCCUCUAUGAACUUCACAUGUCUUGAGAUGAGAGACUCCGACCAACCCGCCGAAGCCAAGAGUGGGCCACAAGAACUUGUUCAACAGGUGUUAAGUAGCGGAUGGAAGGAGUUGAUUGAUAUGGCGGGUGAGAACGCGUUGGCAAGAUAUGAUGAACAAGCCUAUGAUCAAAUACUUUUGAAUGCGAGACCAAAUGGGGUCAACCUUAAUUCCUCCCCUAAGCUGAAGAUGUCUGGUUUUACCUACCUUCGUUUAUCAGAUGAUCUUUUCAAAGAUGAUAACUUCCAACUCUUCACAAAAUUUGUCAAGAAGAUGCAUGCUGAUCUGGAGUCUUCUCGAAAUGGUGCAAAUCCAAUUGUUCUCCGGAAAUCGAAACCGGCGUUUUCAAGUGAUGAGAUAUUGGAAGCAAGCAAUAAGGGGAAGAAGCCAUAUCCAUGGUACGAUGCCACAGAUAUGCCUGUGGAUGGCUCGUACCCUUUCGAGUGAUUGAAGAAAGCAUAUGUGUGCUUUCACUGCUUUGCUUUCGUUGGGAAUUCUAUUGUAUGGAAUUAAUGGAAUAACAAUAAGACGGAGUAAUCAUAAUAAUGCACACUGCAGAGUAAAUAAUGACAAUAAUCCACUUCAGUUGAACAUCCGA
This is a messenger RNA of Cuscuta europaea, 1807 nucleotides long. Lineage: Eukaryota; Viridiplantae; Streptophyta; Magnoliopsida; Solanales; Convolvulaceae. The record is from the annotation of a GenBank genome assembly.